This is a messenger RNA of Melitaea cinxia (Glanville fritillary), 11862 nucleotides long. RefSeq names its product prolow-density lipoprotein receptor-related protein 1 (gene LRP1). Lineage: Eukaryota; Metazoa; Arthropoda; Insecta; Lepidoptera; Nymphalidae. The coding region runs from base 1 to 11862 and encodes 3953 amino acids. The transcript has 59 exons. The record is from RefSeq and is a predicted model, not a curated record. Gene Ontology annotation, molecular function: calcium ion binding; protein binding.
AUGUAUAUUCUAAGUUCGGCGGAGGGCGCGACGUGCGGCGAGGGGCAGUUCGCGUGCGCGGACGCGUCGCGCUGCGUGCCGGCCGCCUGGCGCUGCGACACGCGCGCGCAGUGCCCGGACGCCUCCGACGAGAUCGGCUGCAGUACGGGCGCACUUGACUUUACUCUCCUCGCCAACGAUAUCACGUACAACACGACGUGCGGCGCGGGGCAGUUCCGGUGCGCGCGCAGCGGGCUCUGCAUCGCCGCCAGCUGGCGCUGCGACGGCGACGCCGACUGCGGCCCGCACGACGCCUCCGACGAGGACCCCUACAUGUGUGAAAAAGAUUUCAAGUGCUGGGGCAAGUGGGCGCGAUGCGCGACGCCGGAGGACGGGCAGUUCAACUGCGUGCCCGUCUACCACUUCUGCGACGGCGUGCGGCACUGCCUCGACGGGAGUGACGAGUGGGACAUCUGCGACAACUUCACGGAGGCGUCGUGCGCGCCGCUCGGCUGCAGCGCGUGCCGGCCGACGCACGAGGGCGCGGCGUGCUACUGCCGGCCCGGCUACGAGUGGCGCGACGGCCGCUGCCUCGACAGUGACGAGUGCGAGUGGGAGGGCGCGUGCUCGCAGCGCUGCACGAACCUGCCCGGCUCCUACACGUGCGCCUGCGUGGACGGGUAUACGCUGCGCGACGACAAGAAAUCCUGCGCUGCUAUAAAUGAGCCGGCGGGCGCGCCGCUGUCGCUGGUGGUGGCGACGCAGAGCGGCGUGGAGCGCGUGUGGCCGGCGGGAGGGGGCGCGCGCAACCGCUCGCUGGACGCGCUGGGCGUGCGCGCGCUCGACUUCCACUACUCCAACCGGACCGUUUGCUACAUACACCACAACAUCAGCCGCUCGUCGCUAGUGUGCGUCGACGCGGAUAAUUUCAACAACCGGACCGUCAUGCCGUCGCCCACCCUGUUCCCUGACCUCAACUCGGUGUCGCACCUGGCCGUGGACUGGGUGGCCAACAACUGGUACUUCGCGGACGAGGCGCGCGAGGUGGUGUACGUGUGCGACGCGUCGCUGCGGUUCUGCCGCAUGCUGCUGGACGCCGGCCUCAGCAAGCUGCGCGGCCUGGCGCUCGACCCCGCGGCCGGGCUGAUGUUCUGGAGCGCGUGGGGCGCGGCGGCGCCGGGCGUGUGGCGCGCGGAGCUGGGCGGCGGCGCGGCGCGGGCGCUGGCGGCGCUCAAGCUGGUGUACCCGGGCGCGCUGGCGCUGGACCCCGCCGCGCGCCUGCUGUACUGGGCCGACGCCUACCUGGAGACCGUGGAGCGCGCCGACUACGACGGCGGCCGGCGCCUCACCGUGCGCCGCUCCUACGUCACGCAGAAGCUGCAGCACAUAUCGGUGCUGGAGGGCACGCUGUACCUGCCGGUGUGGGCCAACAGCAGCGUGGCGGCCGUGGCGCGCGACAGCCGCGCGCGCGCGCUCAGCUCCGUGGCUCUGCGCGCGCGCCCCACGGCCGCGCUCGUCUACCACCGCCAGCGGCAACCGCUCGAGCACCGUGCGCACCCGUGCGCGGCGCACAAGGGCGGCUGCGCGCACGUGUGCGUGACGGCGUACCGCGGCGAGCGGCGCGCGCCGCACGCGCACUGCGUCUGCCGGCACGGCUUCCGCCUCGUCGGCCACGGGGACUGCGAGCGCGUGGAGUCGGACACGUUCCUGGUGGUGUGCCGCGGCGCGCCGGCGCUGGUGAGCGGGCUGGCGCUGGAGGGGCGCGGCGCGCUGGCGGACGAGCCCUUCGCGCCCGCCGCGCACGCCGCGCGCCCCACCGCCGCCGACGUGGACCUGGCCACCCGCACGCUCUACUACUGCGACGUGCACCGAUACGAGAUCGUGCGACAAAAACUAGACGGUAGCGAGCGCGAAGUUUUCAUCGGAGAUGACGUCGACAACUGCGAGGGCAUCGCCAUCGACUGGAUGGGUCGCAACGUGUACUGGACGGAUGAUGCGCUGGGGCAGGUGAGCGUAGCUCGGAUGGACGCGCCGUCGGCGCGACUCGUUCUCCUACGGGAUCAGAAUUUCAACCCGCGCUCCAUCGCACUCGACCCCGCCAACGGCGUGAUGUACUGGUCGGUAUGGGCGAGCGCGCAGACGGCGCGCGGCCGCAUCGAGAGCGCCGCCAUGGACGCGUCGGGGCGCCGCACCCUGCUGGACGCCGAGCUGCACUGGCCCAACGGCCUGGCGCUGGUGCUGCCCGAGCGGUACCUCUACUGGUGCGACACGUACCUGAACAAGAUCGAGCGCGUGCUGGUGACGGCGACGGGCGAGCUGGCUCCGGGGGCGCAGCGCGAGCUGGUGGCGCGGCAGACGCCCGACUUCCCGCUCUCCAAGCCCUACGGCCUCGCGGUCUACGAAGGCGCGGUGCUGUGGAGCGAGCACGGCACGGGGCGCGUGCGCAGCGUGCGCGGCGCCGGGCCGGCGCGCACGCUGCACGCCUUCGCGACGCCGCUCUACGACCUGCGCCUCGUGGCCGCCGCCGCGCGCGCAGGCGCCAACGCGUGCUCGCGCGACAACGGCGGCUGCGCGGAGCUGUGCCUGCUGGCGGCGGGCGCGCGGCGCUGCGCGUGCGGCGCGGGGCGCGCGCUGGCGCCCGACGGCCGCGCCUGCGCCGCCGCGCCCGCCGCGCCCCCCUGCGCGCCGCACCGCUUCCACUGCCCGCACGGACGGUGUAUCGACUCGUCGUUCCUGUGCGACGGCGACGCGGACUGCCCCGACGGCGCCGACGAGGAUGCGUCCCCCACCGGCCCCUGUGCCAAUGUAACGUGUAACGGUGACGAUUUUAUGCAGUGCGGAAUGCGCUGCAUCCCGAAAAGUUGGGUCUGCGAUGGAUUGAAAGGUUGGCGAACAUCUAAUACAAUGCUAUUUGUGUAUUAUUUUAUAGUUUACGAUAUAUAUUUUCAAAUUUUAAACUGCGCGGACGGCGCGGACGAGGCGGAGCGGGCGUGCGCGCGCGCCGCGUGCGGGCCCGAGCAGUUCGCGUGCGCGCGCUCGCGGCGCUGCCUGCCCGCCGCCUGGCGCUGCGACGGCACGCCCGACUGCGGCCGCCGCGACGACUCCGACGAGGCGGGCUGCGAGAGCGAGUCGUGCGGCAGCGGCUCGUUCCGCUGCGCGAACGGCGCGUGCGUGCCGUGGGAGUUCUACUGCGACGGGCACGCCGACUGCGCGGACGCCAGCGACGAGCGCGCCUGCCCCGCCGCGCCCGCCCUGCCCGCGCGCCGCCCUGCGCACGCGCACGCGUACGUGCCACCUGCGCCCAUAUAUACUAACAUAAAGCUGAAGAGUUUGAACGCGCUUAUCUCAGGAACUACUGCUUCUAAUUUCACAACGAGACUGAAAAACUUGGACUAUGCGAGGAUCACGAGUUCCAGUGCGAUAACAGGGAAUGCAUUCGAAAGGUCAGUCGUCGGUCGUUACUACAUCUAUAAUAUUAUUGCUGAUGAAGAAUACGUCGGAACUGAUCCGAGUGCGUGCCGCGUGCAGGAGUUCCGCUGCGACUCCCGCGUGGACUGCCUGGACGGCUCGGACGAGUGGCGCUGCGCCGGGGCGCCCACCACCAGCGCGCCCGCCGCCAGCAGCACCGCGCGCGCCGACGACUGCGCGGCGCCCGCGCUGCGCUGCGACAACGGCUCGCGCUGCGUGCCGCUGCCGCAGCUGUGCGACGGGGAGCGCGACUGCGCGGACGGCGCGGACGAGGCCGACCGCUGCGGCGAGCCCAUGUGCGCGGUGACGGCGUGCUCGCACGGCUGCCACCCCACGCCCCGCGGGCCCGCGUGCUCGUGCCCCGCGCCGCUGCACCUGCAGCCCGACGGGUUCUCGUGCGCGCCCCACCACCCCUGCGCAGGCUGGGGGGUGUGCAGUCAGACGUGUCAGCCCCACAAGGACCGCUACAGAUGUACCUGCUACGAGGGCUACCGGCUCGCUGACGACGGCUUCACCUGCAAGAGCACAGACCCGGCGCGGCCGCUGCUGGUGUUCAGCAACCGGCACGAGCUGCGCGGCGUGGAGCUGCCGUCGCUGUCGUCGCGCGCGCUGGUGUCGUCGCUCAAGAACACCGUGGCGCUGGACUGGUGCGGCUCGCGCGGAGUGGUGCAGCUGUACUGGACCGACGUGCUGGACGACAACAUCUACCGCGGCACGCUCACGGGCGACGUGGUGACCGGUAUAGAAGUAGUGGUCCAGCAGGGUCUGUCCACGGCCGAGGGCUUGGCCGUCGACUGGGUCGGCGAAAACCUGUACUGGGUGGAGAGCAGUCUGCACCAGAUCGAGGUAGCGCGCCUAGACGGUAAAUACCGCCGAACGCUCAUCGCCGGCGACAUGGACAGCCCGAGAGCCAUAGCCGUCGACCCUAGCGUCGGCUACCUGUUCUGGACGGACUGGGAGGCGGCGGCGCCGCGCAUCGAGCGCGCGUCGCUGGCGGGGCGGCGGCGGCGCGCGCUGCUGCGCGUGGGCGAGUGGCCCAACGGGCUGGCGCUGGACCUGCCGGCGCGCCGCGUGUACUGGGUGGACGCGCGCGCCGACUCCGUGCACGCGGCCGACUACGACGGCGGCGACGCGCGCGUCGUGCUGCGCCGCCACCCCGCGCUGGCGCACCCCUUCGCCGUGGCCGUGUUCGAGUCGCACGUCUACUGGACCGACUGGCGCACCAACAGCGUCGUGCGCGCCAACAAGUGGAACGGCACCGGCGUGGCCGUCGUGCAGCGCACGCUCACGCAGCCCUUCGACGUCAAGAUCGUGCACCCGAGUCGCCAGCCGCCCGCCGCGACCAACCCGUGCGCGAACAACGGGAACUGCUCGCACCUGUGCCUCAUAGACUCGGCCGCGGAGCGCGUGUGCGCCUGCCCGCACCUCAUGCGGCUCGCGGCCGACGGCGUCACGUGCGAAGUGCACGAGCGCGCCAUCGUGGUGGGGCGCGCGGGCGAGAUCCGCGGCCUGUCGCCCGAGCUGCCCGCCGCGCACACGCUGCCCACGCUGUCGGGCCCGCAGCUCGCCACGCCCGCCUCGCUGCAGUACCUCGCCGACGAGUACGCCGUCUUCUGGGCCGAUACCGAUAUGAACGAGAUCAAGCGCGCGGACGUGCGCGGCGGCGGCGGCGCGGCGGCGGUGGCGGACGGCGGCGUGGCGGCGCCGCGCGCGCUGGCGCUGGACUGGGCGGCGCGCGUGCUGUACUACGAGGCGCGCGGCGCGCUGGUGGCGGCCGGCCUGCGCGGCCAGCACACGGCGCCGCUGCUGGCCGCGGGGCCCGUGCUGGCGCUGGCCGUGCACCCGCUGGCGGGCAAGAUCUUCUGGGCGACGGCGGCGGAGGGCGGCGAGCGCGUGGAGACGGCGCGCGGCGACGGCAGCGAGCGCCGCGUGCUGCUGGACGCGCGCCGGGAGCCGCGCCUCGCCGGCGUCGCCAGUACGGCCGCUCCCUACCUCGCGCUGCUGCGGCACCGACUCGUGAUAACUGAGCGUCUGUUCGCAGGCAUGCGCGUCGACGCGGAGAGCGACCGGCUGUACUGGGUCAACCAGGCGUCCGCCACGAUACAGUACAUAGACUUGCAGACCGAGAAGGUGUUCACUGUGCCGCUGGAGGCGGGCGCGCGACCCACGGCGCUGGACGUGUACGCGGGCGAGCUGCUGUGGGCGGACGGCGCCACCGCGACGCUGCGGGCGUGCCGCCGCGACCUGUGCGACCGGCCGCGCCUGCUGCGGAACGACACCGGUAACUGCCGUCGUCUCGUCCUCUCGGGCUCGACUUCACUAUCCGUGGAUGACGUUCGUGACGUGUGCGCAGACGGCGUGAUAUCGCUGGUGGUGUACGACGGCGCGCGGCAGCGGGGCGGCGGCGCGUGCGCACUGCGGCGCGAGCCGUGCGCGCACCUGUGCCUGCCGCUGUCCGCCGAGCGCUCCGUCUGCCGCUGCGCGCUGGGCUACACGGCGCGCGGCACGCGCUGCGAACCCCUGGACGAGGUGCUGAUCUACUCGCUGAGCUGGGAGCUCCGGGGGCUGGCGCUCAACACGUCGGACGGGGUGCCCGUCGACGCCCUGCCGCCCAUCCCGCAGGUGUCCUGCGCCGCCGCCAUAGACUACUACGCAGAGGAAGAGUGGCUGUACUGGGCGGACCCGGAGAGCGGCGCGGGCUGGCGCGUGCGGCGGGCGGGCGCGGGCCGCGAGCGCGUGCUGCAGCAGGCGGCGGCGGGCGGCGCGCGGGACGCGCUGGCGGCGCUGGCGCUGGACCCGCUGGCGCGCAACCUGUACUGGAGCGACGCGGCGCGCGCGCUGCUGCUGGUGGCGCGCCUGGGCGGCCGGCACCGCUACGUGCUGCGCGACACCGACCCGCUCGUCGUCACCGCGCUGGCGAUCGACCCCUGGGAGGGCUGGCUGUUCAUGGCGGGCGGCGGCUGGGUGCAGCGCGCCCGGCUCGACGCGUCCGCGCCCGCGCUGCUCUACAACGGCACGGCGCUCACCGACAUAGCUUUAGACUUGCAGGAGAAGUACGUAUACUGGUCGGACACGUGGGACGUGAGCGUGUGGCGCAUGCGCUACGACGGCUCGGACAAGCGGCGCCUGCAUGCCGGCGCGCCGCUGCGACACCCCGUGGCCCUCGCCGUGCACCGCGGCCGGCUCUACUGGCUCGACACGAUGCUGAUGCAGGGCAGCGUUGCGUCGGCGCCCAUCUCCAACCUGAGCGACCAUCGCGUGCUCGCCGACAACCUCGGUGACAGCCUCAAGGACUUAACGGUGAGUGUCGUCACGCGAUGUGAGCCUGCGCCGAUCAAUGUUCGGGCCGGUCCCGGUACACGGCACUCUGGCCUGCCGCAGGUCUGGUCGCGCUCGCUGCAGGCCGAGCUGGCGGUGCGCGGCCGCAACCCGUGCGCGCACGACGACGGCGGCUGCGAGGCGCUGUGCCUGUGGGACGGCCGCGCCACGCGCUGCGCGUGCCCGCACGGCGCGCUCGCGCCCAACGGGAAAAAUUGCACGCCGUACACGUCGUUUUUGAUGUACGCCCGCGUGUCCAUGAUCGACACGAUCCACCUAGACGGUGGUAAGGAGCUAAACUCGCCCUACCCUCCGAUCGAGAACAAGACGCUGCUGCGCAACGUGAUCGCGCUGGCCUACGAGUACGACUCGUCCACGGUGUUCUACUCCGACAUCCAGCGCGCCUCGCUCAACGCCGUGCACUUCAACGGGUCCGACCACCGCGUGCUGCUGCCGCGUGAGUGUUCUCUCUCUGUGCUCUGUGGGGAGGUGGGUUCGGUGGAGGGCAUGGUGUUCGCGGCGGCGGAGCGCACGCUGUACUGGACGAGCACGUCGGGCCCCGCCCUGCGCGCCGCCCACGUGCCCACGCUGCUGCGCGAGCCGCUGCACGCGCGCGCGCGCCACGUGCGCACCGUGCUGCAGCUGCUCGCCGGGGACCGCCCGCGCGGCAUCGACUACGACCCCUGCGAGAAGCGCCUGUACUGGACCAACUGGAACGCGUCGCGGCCGCGCAUCGAGCGCGCCCUGACCGGCGGGCGCGGCCGGCAGGUGCUCGUGUCGCGCGACAUCCUCAUGCCCAACGGGCUGGCGCUGGAGCACGCGGCGCGCCUGCUGUACUGGGCGGACGCGCGCCUCGACAAGAUCGAGAGCAUGCACUACGACGGCUCGCACCGGCGCGUGGUGACGCGCACGCGCGCCGAGCACCCCUUCGCCGUGGCGGCGGGCGGCGGCUGGCUGGCGUGGACGGACUGGGUGGCGCGCGGCGUGUUCGCGGCCGAGCGCGGCGGCGCCGUGCGGGCCCUGCGCGCCGACGUGCCGCGGCCCUGCGCGCUGGUGCUGGUGGCGCCGCACGCGCAGCUCUGCGCCGCCGACGCGUGCGCGGCGGGCAACGCGGGCUGCGCCGAGCUGUGCGCCGUGGACGCGCGCGGGCACGCCGCGUGCGCCUGCCGCGCCGGCCUCGUGCUGGCGCGCGACGGCCGCGCCUGCGAGCCGCCGGGCGCCGCGUGCGCGGAGGGCCAGUUCGCGUGCGCGGAGGGCCCGUGCCUGCCCGCCCACCUCGUGUGCGACGGCGUGCCGCACUGCAGCGGCGACGUGGACGCGAGCGACGAAGAUUUGUACUACUGUACGUCCCGCGCGUGCCCCGCGGGCUCGCACGCGUGCGGCGCGGGCGGGCGCUGCGCCCCGGCCGCCGCCGUGUGCGACGGACACGUGGACUGCGACGACGGCUCCGACGAGGCCGACUGCGACUGCCCGCCUGCCUCCUACAAAUGCGACGACGGCACGUGCGUGGAGGUGUCGGCGCGCUGCGACGGGCGCGCGCAGUGCCCCGACGGCUCGGACGAGCGCGCCUGCCCGCGCGGCGCCUGCGCGCUGCUGGGCGACGCCGCGCUGCGCUGCGCCGCGCACGACGCGUGCUACGCGCCGGACCAGCGCUGCGACGGCGUGGCGCACUGCGCCGACGGCAGUGACGAGGCCGACUGCGAGCGCGAAACGACGACGCUCUCCGGUUCCGGCUACGAAGGGGAGACCUUCGAGGAGCAGCCCGUCCUGGGCUGCACGAAGGAGCAGUUCCAGUGCGGCGGCGACGACGCGAAGGGAACGGUCGAGUGCAUCCCCAUCGCGUGGCGCUGCGACGGGCGUCCCGACUGCACGGACGGAUCGGACGAGACGAGCCACUGCAGUGAGUCCGACUCGGAGUACUCUCCGUCCGAUAAGUCGGCGGACCUCGCGGACGUAACCGAUCGCUCGGCCGCAGGGCACGCCAACGCGAGCGCGUGCGGCGCGGGCGCGCUGGCGUGCGGCGACUCCGGCGCCUGCGUGCCGGCGGCGGCGCGCUGCGACGGCGCGCCGGACUGCCCGAGCGGCGAGGACGAGGCCGACUGCGCCUGCGCGCCCGGCUCCUUCCGCUGCGCCGCCAACGCGCUCUGUCUGCACACCAGCUUGUACUGCGACGGCGACGCGGACUGCUCGGACGGUUCGGACGAGCCGCCGGGCUGCUCGGCGCGCGCGCCCACCACCAUGCCCGGCGACGGCUCGGUGCCGCCGCUGUGCGCGGGCCAGCCGGGCGCGCUGUACUGCCGCGGCCGCUGCGUGCCCGCGGCGCGCGUGUGCGACGGCCGCGACGACUGCCUCGACGGCGGCGCCGGCUCCGACGAGGACCCGCUCCUGUGCUCGUCGUUCGCGGCGGCGGCCGGGCCCCCGACGGAGGCGGCCGGGACUGCAACCUGCGCGCGCGGCUCGUGGCGCUGCGGGAACGGCGCCUGCGUGGCGCCCGCCGCGCUGUGCGACGGCGUGGACGACUGCGGCGACUACACGGACGAGUGGCACUGCAACAUCGACGAGUGCCGCGUGCGCAACGGCGAGUGCCCGCACAACUGCUCGGACCUGCCGGUGGGGCGCGCGUGCUGGUGCCGGGCGGGCUGGCGCCGCGUCGGCCGCGCCUGCGUCGACGUCGACGAGUGCCGCGAGGACCACCCCUGCGACCACCGCUGCCGGAAUACUCUCGGCAGCUUCGUAUGCUCCUGCGCCGAGGGCUACCGUUUGAUGGAGGACAGAUCUAGUUGCACGCCCACAUCUCCCGUGAACGCGUCGCUGAUCUUCUCGAACCGCUACUACAUCCGGCGCACGGCGCUCACCGAGGGCGCCACCGGCGAGCCCAGCACGUCGCUGCUCGUGCACAACCUGACCAACGCGGUGGCGCUGGACGCGCUGUGGGCGGGCGGCUGUCUGCUGUGGAGCGACGUGACGCGCCUCGGCUCGUCCAUCAAGCGCCUGUGCCGCGAGGGCGGCUGGGCGGGCUCCGGCGAGCCGCGCGUGGUCGCCGGCGCCACGCUGCAGAACCCCGACGGGCUGGCCGUGGACUGGGUGGCGCGCAACGUGUACUGGUGCGACAAGGGCACGGACACGGUGGAGGUGGCGCGCCUGGACGGCCGCCACCGCCGCGUGCUGCUGCGCGAGGGGCUGAGCGAGCCGCGCGCGCUGGCGCUGCUGCCGGCCGCGGGCUGGCUGUACUGGUCGGACUGGGGCGCGCAGGCGCACAUCGGCCGCGCCGGCCUGGACGGCUCGCGCCGCGCCGUGCUCGUGGCCGGCCUGGGCUGGCCCAACGCGCUCACGUUGUCGCUCGCCACCGACGAGCUGUUCUUCGCCGACGCGCGCGACGACUACAUCGCCGUCGCGAACCUCGACGGCUCGAACGUGCGCAUUCUGUUCUCGCGAGACCGCAUGCCGUGGCUACGCCUGCACCACGUGUUCGCGCUGGCCGUGUGGGCGGGCCGCGUGUACUGGACCGACUGGGAGACGCGCGCGCUGGAGUCGUGCCGCCGCGUGCCCGACCCCGACUACAACGUGGCGGACGCGGGCCCGCCGGGCAGCGGCGGCGCCUACCGCUGCCGCACGGAGGCGCACACGGUGCACAAGCCCAUGGACCUGCGCGUGCUGCACCCCGCGCGCCAGCCGCCCGUGCCUCGUCUCGCGGCGCUAUGCGAGCAGCUCAACUGCACGGGGCUGUGUCUGCUGACCCCGGAGGAAAGUCCCGGCGCAGGUGCCGGUGCGCGUUGCGCCUGUCCGGAGCACUUCGCUCUAGCGGCGGACGGGCGCUCCUGUCGGCCCAACUGUACGUCCGCGCACUUCGUCUGCCGCACGGCUCUCAAGUGCAUUCCGUUCUGGUGGCGCUGCGACACGCAGGACGACUGCGGCGACGGCUCGGACGAGCCGGCCUCGUGCCCGCCGUUCCGCUGCUCGCCCGGCCAGUUCCAGUGCGGCAACGGGCGCUGCGUGCACCCGGCGCACAUCUGCGACGGCGCGCAGCAGUGCGGCGACGGCAGCGACGAGCGCGACUGCGACCGCUUCACGUGCCUGGCCUCGCAGUGGAAGUGCGGCGGCGACGCGGCGGCCGGCGUGCCCGCGCGCUGCGUGCCCGCCGCCGCGCGCUGCGACGGCGUGCGCGACUGCGCGGCGGGCGACGACGAGCGCGACUGCCCGCCGCCCACGUGCCCGCCGCACCACUUCCGCUGCGGCUCGGGCGCCUGCGUGCCGGCCGUGUGGGUGUGCGACGAGGACGCUGACUGCGGCGACGAGUCGGACGAGGGCGCGCAUUGCGCGGCGCGCACGUGCGCGCGCAACGAGUUCCGCUGCUCGUCGGGCCGCUGCGUGCCGCGCGACUGGCUGUGCGACGGCGAGGCGGACUGCCCGGCGCGCGAGGACGAGGCGCACUGCGAGGCGCGCGCCGCCUGCGAGCCCACGUACUUCCGCUGCGGCGACCUGCGCUGCGUGCCGGGCCGCUGGCGCUGCGACUUCGAGGAGGACUGCGCGGACGGCUCCGACGAGCGCGACUGCACGCCGCGCAACUGCUCCGAAUCCGAAUUUCGCUGCGACAACGGCGAGUGCAUCCGCGGCUCGCUGCGCUGCUCGGGCGCGGCGGAGUGCGCGGGCGGCGAGGACGAGCGCGGGUGCGCCGCGCGCUGCGGGCCCGGCGCGCGCCUGUGCGCCUCGCGCGAGUGCGUGCUCGAAGAGUGGUGGUGCGACGGCGAGGUGGACUGCCCGGACGGCUCGGACGAGGCGGCGUGCCCCGCGGCCGCCGCGAACGCGAGCUCGGGCGCGCCCGCCCGCGCCACGGACGCGUACGCCGUGGAGUGCGGCGCGCGCCUGCGCUGCGGGCCCGCCUGCGCGCCGGCCGCCUGGCGCUGCGACGGGCGGCGGGACUGCGCCGGCGGUUCCGACGAGCUACCGCACGUGUGCGCACACACCGUCUGCGCGCCGCCCAUGACCAGAUGCGGCGACAACACGUGUAUACCUUCGCAGCUGAUGUGUGACGGUUUCGAGGACUGCUCCGACGGCAGCGACGAGAACUGGCUGCUGUGUACGUAUGGCGACAGUUAG